Molecule: messenger RNA, 4048 nt
Organism: Vidua macroura (Pin-tailed whydah)
Lineage: Eukaryota; Metazoa; Chordata; Aves; Passeriformes; Viduidae
Gene: CAP1
Product: cyclase associated actin cytoskeleton regulatory protein 1
Exons: 13
Coding region: 1360-2751 (463 amino acids)
Biological process (GO): regulation of adenylate cyclase activity; cell morphogenesis; cytoskeleton organization
Cellular component (GO): cytoplasm
Molecular function (GO): adenylate cyclase binding; actin binding
Source: RefSeq, a predicted model, not a curated record
AAAAGCCUCCUGGAUGGUCUGUGUGUCUCAUCUUCCUCUUCAGAGAAGGGAAAUGACAUCUGAUUGUUUGCACUGAGACCUGUGAAGUCGAUCUGUCACUUUCUGUCGAAUUAUUUUACAUUCUAACAGGCCAGUAGCCAAAACACUGUCUAGGUGCAGUCCGGUCCGCCUUGUUGUUGUUUUUAUUUUCCUUGCUGAAUGUUAAUCUCUGGGUUGCAAUCUCUGAUUUACUUACAGCUCAAUCUUUUUAUUUCACACCCUAUGGGUAUCCAGGCAGCAGAAAUAGCUGCAUCCACGGGGCAAAGAGCACAGGGAGGGUGAGUCAAGAGGAGGGCCCUGAGAUCCAGGACUUUGGGUUGCCUGCACUUAGCUCUCAUUUUGCUGCCAAUUUACCGACUGACUUAUCUUUUAAGUUGCCCUAAUGCCACCCAUUAAAAGGAAAUUAAAAUGAGUUCACCAUCUGCCUGACAGCAGCAGGUUUGCAGAGCUGCUGUGGAGCACUGGGAGUCGAUGGCUCAGGGAAAACAAGGCAGGACUUGUCAAAUGGCAGCGAGAGGGAGGAAUGCAAGUCCCAAGGACGGCACUCGGUGAUUCUGGGACGUUGAUCCCACCCAGAGCUCAGGGGAUGUGCUCCCCGCAGCAGCUUCCUUUGCUGCUGGGGGUCGGAAGCAGCUUUCCAUCUGGGCUUUCUGCUCGGUAAUCCCGAUCCGAGCUGCAGUUUGCCACCGGGUAACGGGGCUGAUCAGAUUAGAGCCUCGCCUGGAAUGCGCCGGGGAUCAGCGCUGCGGAACAGGCGGCUCUGUGCGCCCGCUGUCCUUUCCCUGUGCCACAUCCCUCUCCGAGCAUGGCACAGCCACCCUAACAGGUGGCUCUUUUGGGGGCAGAGCCCACACUUUGUGAGCGAGCUGGCAGCGGGGGCGGCAGAGCCAGCGCGGCUCGCUCCUGGCUGCGCUCCCACGGGAAGCCGCGGACGGAGGAGCUGCGGUCGGGCUUUCUGCCUGGCUCAGAAUUAAAGAAGCAGAGCUGAUCGUUACUCUGAUGACAGGGGGGGACUGCCGCGGAGUUUCAGCUUCUCUGGACUCUUGUUUUGUGUGGGUAUCUGGAAGCCAUCCAGCCGCUCUGUCGGGUUUUGUGCACAGUCUGUCCCCGGGCUCAGCGCGGACGGGAGGAAACCGCUUCUCUUCCUCCUGGAAGGGGGGUGGCCUCUCCCCUGCCCCCCUUCAGCCUGUCCUGCUGCAAGCAGGCAGAAAAGGGGUGAAAAAAGGCCUUGUUUGUCUUGUGACAUCAGUGCUGGGCUCCUGACUAAUGCUGGACCUGCCCCACAUCCUCUGGAAAUGAGGUUGUGGACAAGCAGCAAACAUGGAGAGGCUGGUGGAGCGGUUGGAGAAGGCUGUGGAGCGCCUGGAGACCGUGUGCCAAGGCCCUGGCAUGUGUGGAGAUGCCCCUGCCAAAGGAGUGGCUCAGUACGUGCAGGCUUUCGAUGCCCUUCUGGCUGGGCCGGUGGCCGAGUACACCAAGAUCAGCAGAGAAGUUGGUGGGGAUGUGCAGAAGCACGCUGAGAUGGUCCAUGCAGGCUUGAUGAGCGAGAGGGCUCUUCUGGUGGUGGCAUCUCAGCAUCAGCAGCCAGCAGAGAACGCGUUCUCAGAGCUUCUCAAGCCCAUCUCGGAGCAGAUCCAGGCCGUGCAGAAUUUCAGGGAGAAGAACCGUGGCAGCAAACUGUUCAACCACUUAUCAGCAGUCAGCGAGAGCAUCCCAGCCCUGGGCUGGGUGGCCAUGGCUCCAAAGCCUGGUCCUUAUGUGAAGGAAAUGACUGAUGCUGCCAUGUUUUACACCAACCGGAUCCUCAAGGAGUACAAGGAUGUAGAUAAGAAACAAGUGGACUGGGUCAAAGCUUACCUGAGCAUCUGGACAGAGCUGCAGGCCUACAUCAAAGAGUACCACACCACAGGGCUGACCUGGAGCAAAACAGGUCCUGUAGCCACAGCAGGGGCUAAAGCACCACCUGCCCCCCCGGCUGGGCUUGCACCCCCACCUCCAGGGCCUCCCCCUCCUCCUGCCCCCAUGAGCUCCAGCACAGACGACUCAGCCUCACGCUCGGCGCUCUUCGCCCAGAUCAACCGGGGAGAAGGGAUCACCUCGGGCUUAAGGCACGUCUCAGAUGACAUGAAAACCCACAAGAAUCCAGCCCUGAAGAACCAAGGGGGCCCCGUGAGAAGCGGCCCCAAACCUUUCACUGCUCCCAAACCAGCCUGUAAUGCUAAUCCCUCCCUGAAGGCACCUCCAUUGCUAGAAUUAGAAGGCAAAAAGUGGAGAGUGGAAAACCAGGAGAAUGCCACUAACCUGGUCAUCAGUGACACAGAGUUGAAGCAGGUAGCAUAUGUUUUCAAGUGCACAAACAGUACACUCCAAAUCAAAGGCAAGAUCAACUCCAUCACCCUUGAUAACUGCAAGAAGCUGGGUCUGGUGUUUGAUGACGUGGUGGGCAUUGUAGAGAUCAUCAACAGCAGGGAUGUUAAAGUCCAGGUCAUGGGUAAAGUGCCAACGAUUUCCAUCAACAAGACAGAUGGGUGCCACGUGUACCUGAGCAAGAGCUCCCUCGACUGCGAGAUCGUCAGUGCCAAGUCCUCAGAGAUGAACGUGCUCAUCCCCACCGAGGGGGGAGACUUUACUGAAUUCCCUGUCCCAGAACAGUUCAAGACAGUGUGGAACGGUCAGAAGUUGGUUACCACUGUGACAGAAAUUGCUGGCUAAGCCGAAAAGCUCCAAGGCUCACGCCCUCCCCUGGCCCUGCUGUGGGACAAAUCUGCUUUCAGAUGAUUCUCUUAGAUUUCUUGUACCUUUCUGCUCUCAAACUGCUUCUCUUCUACCCGAGAGACACAGCUGCCUGCCAUCACUGAGAUUCCUCUGCCUGGGGCUUGGGGUAGGUGGCGGGUCAGUGGUUGUCCACCUCUCUCAGCAGGAAGGUGUAUUUUUCUCUCCCCUUGUCCCAUCUAACUGCACCAAUCGAUCAGUCUCGGUGAACUUCACAGCCAGUCCUGGCAGUUGGUUUCAGAGUGUUGUUUUCGUAUUGCCUUUAAGCAAAACUGUUCAUGUGAGAGGAGUGUUGUCCCCUUUUUAAGGAGUAACGGUGUCUGUCGGAGUCCACAGUACCCAGCCCUAGAGCAGCUGUCCUGGGAAGCUCCUGCAAGCUGCUCAUUCCAGCUCUCUGGAGCAGCUGGUGCCAUCACAGGACAUGGGAACGGUUUUGUCGGACCAAAGGCUGAGGACCUGGGCCAAUUCCACCCUGAUUUCUCUUCCAUCAUUCCCACUAGCUCAGUGCAUUCCUGAUUGUGCCAUGACAGGAGGCUUUCAUUCCCCAGUGCCACAGGAAGGCUGCAGCGGUGUGGCCACCCAGCAGCCUGGCUGGUAGCUUGGAGCUGAGCACCUCUCAUUCCAUGAGCCCUCCACCUUCACAAGGGAACCUUUCCCCCAGGGCUUCCUUCCUGGAGCAGCUGAACUCAGGUUCAGUCUCCCAGGAUGGUUUUUCUGAAUCUGUGCCCUUCCCCAGAGGCAGGAGCUCCUCCAUUCCAGGUCAGUAGUGCAGAGCUGUAAAUACCCAAGUUGGAUCAAGUCGGUUCAUCACUCUCUUCCUCAUCUGCAAUCAGCCCCCACUGAAUCCUCCCCCUUUUUCCCCUCUGUUGCUUGGCUCUUUAUUUUGGUGGAAGCUCGUAGCCUCUGUUCCAGGGCCCUGGAGCAGAGUGAUGGAUCACACAGUACUGUACUGACCCAUAAAGGGAGCUGCACGUGCUUUGACCUUCAUUUUUCCAACGCCUCGGGUGGCAUAAGCAUAUCUUAAAUGCAUUUCUUCUGUAAAGUGUCAAUGUUCUUUUUCUCUAGUACAAAACUUACAAAAAAAAAAAAAAAAAGAAAAAAUUAUGCAAUUUUUUUUUUAUUUUGAAACUGUCCUGUGACUUGUACUUGUCUUCUCCUGAGGCUUGUGAAAAAACCUUUCUUAUGUACUUAAGAUUAUACAGAAGAUAGAAUAAAGUUAAUGCCAACUUGCUCAUUA